Molecule: messenger RNA, 8750 nt
Organism: Monopterus albus (swamp eel)
Lineage: Eukaryota; Metazoa; Chordata; Actinopteri; Synbranchiformes; Synbranchidae
Product: protein unc-13 homolog A-like
Exons: 43
Coding region: 557-6085 (1842 amino acids)
Biological process (GO): synaptic vesicle priming; dense core granule priming; presynaptic dense core vesicle exocytosis
Cellular component (GO): terminal bouton; plasma membrane; presynaptic membrane
Molecular function (GO): diacylglycerol binding; phospholipid binding; calmodulin binding
Source: RefSeq, a predicted model, not a curated record
ACCUACAGCUUCUGGGGCCCCGGAGGUCGGGAGUUAGUCUUGGAUAUGUAUCAUUCAAAACAGUGCUAUUUUUCUAAAAUGAUUUGUAACGUUGAAAACAGUGAAUGGAGCCCCCCGCCUUCCAUUGUUCAUUGAGUGCAUUACACCGGUAUUAAUUCCUUUCAGCCCUCCGCCAGCCCCCUCUCCACCUGCUACUCAUCAACCGUGACGUCAGAGCGGCGCGGCGCUGGGGAGCUGUCCUCGCGCGGGGGGCGCUGCUGUUGAAACAAGAUGGCUGUACGCGCAGGAGGAGCAGCGGAGGUGAGCUGAGGCAAUGCAGAGGAGGAAGAAGUGGGGGCGAGGAAUUCACUCCUGCUUGUCUUGUAUUGCCAGAACAGCAACAGCUCCGCAGAGAAACAGACGAGCGCUUCAGAGAUUAUGCUGAUUUGUUUCCGUUACUGUUUACCGUAACGUGUGAGUUCUUUUUUUUUUGUAACCAGGAGACAAACAGACUGACCAAACAAAUCACGGAGCACUCAGUAGAGGACAGGCGGGGACGCUCACGCCGCUAGUAGAGAUGUCCCUGCUGUGUGUGGGAGUGAAGAAAGCCAAGCUGGAUGGACCCCAAGAGAAGUUCAACACUUAUGUGACUCUAAAGGUACAAAAUGUGAAGAGCACAACCAUCGCUGUAAGGGGCAACUUGCCCAGCUGGGAGCAAGACUUCAUGUUUGAAAUUAACCGCCUGGACCUGGGUCUGACAAUAGAGGUGUGGAACAAAGGGUUAAUCUGGGACACCAUGGUUGGCACUGUAUGGAUUCCUCUCUGUAACAUUCAACAGUCUAAUGAGGAAGGCCCAGGGGAGUGGCUCACACUUGACUCUCAGGUCAUUAUGGCUGAUAAUGAGAUCUGUGGCACCAAAGAUCCCACUUUCCACCUGGUGCUGCUUGACACACGCUUUGAGCUUCCUCUUGAUAUCCCAGAGGAUGAGGCACGGUACUGGGCCAAAAAACUGGAGCAGCUCAACGCCAUGAGGGACCAAGAUUACUCAUACCGGGAGGAGCAGGAACGCCCUCUCCGUGCACCAGGAACCCAGUGCUGUAACUGGAGUUUAUGGGGAGACCAGCAAAAUGAGGAUCCAGACAGCGCCGUGGACGACAGGGACAGUGACUAUCGCAGUGAAACCAGUAACAGCAUACCCCCUCCUUACUACAGCACAUCCCAGCCCAAUGCUUCUGUCCACCAGUAUCCCAUCAGCCACCAGCACCACAGCUCCAGAAGCUUUUCUUACCCACGCUCGGGCAACAGUCAUGACCUCGACUACCACCAUCAGAGGACUGUCAGUCCCACAGGGAGCUAUGCGUCGUCUGCAGAGCUGAGUAGGUGCAGCAGUCAGCUGAGCGAGGAGGACUAUGGCGGCGAGUAUGGAGAGAGAGACCCUUAUGAUGAGAACGACUCCUACCACUCCUGUCACUCCUCUGUUAGCUACAGUAAAGGGUCUCCAGACUGGGACCCUGAUGAGACGCAGGGUGCAUACAGUGAUGAUGGUGCAUACAGCAAAGAUGGAGGAGAGGAGGUGGCUCUCUAUGAGGAGGAUGACAGAGAGCUGUAUGAGGGUGAAGAAGAGGGGCUUUAUGAGGAUGAGGAGAUGAUGUAUGAGGAUGAGGAUCUGUACAACUUUGAUGGGACCCUCAGUGAGGACAUGGAGCCUCCAUUCACCCCCACCCCUACAUCAACUGCCCUUCCAACUCUCGAUGUACCCAGCUCCAGACCUCCAUUAGAAAAACAGACCUCCCUAAACCAACAGCAGUCCUCUCCUCAACCCCCUAACCAAACAUCCAACCAGGCUCAUCUUCCCGGCACUGCCCCAGCAGCGCAGCCCCCCUCUGUUCAAGCAACAGCCCAACCAUCUAAACAGCCCCAGCCCCAAACACACACUCACCCUCCCCAGCCUGCCCAGCCUCAUCCUCCGGCCUCAAGCUUAUCUCAACAACACCACACAGCUUCACCCAACUCUGUGCAUCCAUCCCACCCAGCCACAAUGGCUAACUCAGCCUCCCAGCCCUCUUCCACUCCUAUGGGCCCUUCCUCCCAACAAACCACAUCCUCUGCACAGCCCCAGUCCCAACUCAAUGGUCCUACCACACGGUCAGCUGCCCCUGAGGACCAGGUUCCCCAGUUGGAGGAAAAGCCAUGGCUAGAGGAGGAAAUGGAAUCAGAGAAGGCAGCCAAAACACCACCUGCCCAACCAGAGGAGAAGCUCCCCAUGGAGGAGAAGGAGGAGCAGUUUAACAAGAGCAAACCACCGACACCAGUAGAGGAAAAAGAGAUGCCUCCUGAGAGUCCUCCAGCCACAGAGGAGCCUAAAGCUCCAGUAGAUCCAGCAGUCAGAGCCAAAGAGAACUGGCUACGGCUCUACAACAAGGUCUUAGUGCAGCUUCACGAGGCUCGAGGAGAAACCUCCUGCUCGUUGUGGUUUGGUAAAGGGGGAAUGGGAGGUGCACUCUACAGUAUUGACAGCAUGCCUGACCUUCGCAAGAGGAAAGCCAUCCCUCUUGUCAGAGAUCUGGCGAUGUCUCUAGUGCAGAACUCUCGUAAAGCUGGAAUCACAUCAGCCAUGGCUUCCACCACUCUCGGCAAUGAAGAGCUGAAGAGCCAUGUUUAUAAAAAGACCCUACAGGCUCUGAUCUACCCCAUCUCCUCCACUACUCCACACAAUUUUGAGGUGUGGACGGCCACCACCCCCACCUACUGCUAUGAAUGUGAGGGGCUACUGUGGGGUAUCGCCCGACAAGGCAUGCGCUGUUCUGAGUGUGGUGUCAAAUGCCACGAAAAGUGCCAGGAUCUGCUCAAUGCCGACUGUCUACAGAGAGCUGCAGAGAAGAGCUCCAAGCACGGGGCAGAGGACCGAACCCAGAACAUCAUCAUGGUUCUGAAGGACCGCAUGAAGAUCAGAGAGAGGAACAAGCCAGAGAUCUUUGAGCUGAUACAGGAAGUGUUUGGCCUCGACAAAGCGACACAUGCCACGCAUAUGAAACAGAUCAAGCAGAGCGUGCUUGACGGUACCUCCAAAUGGUCAGCAAAGAUCAGCAUCACUGUGGUUUGUGCUCAGGGCCUGCAGGCUAAAGACAAAACAGGAUCCAGUGACCCGUAUGUCACAGUUCAAGUUGGGAAGACCAAGAAGAGGACCAAGACCAUCUACGGCAACCUCAACCCUGUCUGGGAAGAAAACUUUCACUUUGAAUGUCACAACUCAUCUGACCGCAUCAAGGUCCGUGUGUGGGACGAAGAUGACGACAUCAAGUCUCGUAUGAAGCAGAGGUUCAAACGUGAGAGUGACGACUUCCUCGGUCAAACCAUCAUUGAAGUUCGCACUCUGAGCGGGGAGAUGGACGUUUGGUACAACCUUGAUAAGAGAACAGAUAAGUCUGCUGUGUCGGGGGCCAUCCGGAUGCACAUAAGCGUGGAGAUCAAAGGAGAGGAGACAGUGGCUCCUUACCAUGUCCAGUACACCUGUCUACAUGAGCAUCUGUUCCAGUACACCACUGAGGAGCAGAACGGUGGCGUGGUAAAGAUCCCUGAUGCCAAAGGGGAUGAUGCCUGGAAGGUGUAUUUUGAGGAGACAGCUCAGGAAAUAGUGGAUGAGUUUGCCAUGAGAUACGGAGUAGAAUCCAUCUACCAGGCCAUGACCCACUUUGCCUGCUUGUCUUCUAAGUACAUGUGUCCAGGAGUGCCAGCUGUGAUGAGCACCCUGCUGGCCAAUAUCAACGCUUACUACGCCCACACCACCCAGUCCUCCAACAAUGUGUCUGCUUCAGACAGAUUUGCUGCAUCAAACUUUGGUAAAGAGAGGUUUGUCAAACUGCUGGAUCAGUUGCACAACUCCUUGAGGAUCGACCUGUCCAUGUACCGGAAUAACUUUCCUGCCAGCAGUCCUGAACGGCUACAAGAUCUCAAGUCUACUGUUGAUCUCUUGACUAGCAUAACAUUCUUCAGGAUGAAGGUCCAGGAGCUGCAGAGUCCCCCCAGGGCGAGCCAGGUGGUGAAGGACUGCGUGAAAGCUUGUCUCAACUCCACAUACGAGUAUAUUUUCAACAACUGCCAUGACCUCUACAACAGGGAAUAUCAGACAGAUCCUUCAAAGGCGGUCCCUCCAGAUGAGCAGGGUCCCAGCAUCAAAAACCUGGACUUCUGGUCUAAACUCAUCACUCUCAUUGUCUCCAUCAUAGAAGAGGACAAAAACUCCUACACUCCUUGCCUUAAUCAGUUUCCCCAGGAGCUGAAUGUGGGCAAGAUCAGUGCCGAGGUCAUGUGGAAUAUGUUUGCACAAGAUAUGAAAUAUGCAAUGGAGGAGCAUGAGAAGCACCGCCUGUGUAAAAGCGCCGACUAUAUGAACUUGCACUUCAAGGUGAAGUGGCUCUAUAAUGAGUACUGCAAGGAACUGCCCACUUUCCAGAAGCAUGUACCUGAUUAUCCAGCCUGGUUUGAGCCGUUUGUCAUCAUGUGGUUGGAUGAAAAUGAAGAAGUGUCCAGAGAUUUUCUCCAUGGAGCCCUGGAGAGGGACAAAAAAGACGGGUUCCAGGUCACAUCAGAGCACGCUUUGUUCUCCUGCUCAGUGGUUGACGUGUUCUCUCAGCUCAAUCAGAGCUUUGAGAUCAUCCGCAAACUGGAGUGUCCUGACCCUCAGAUUGUUGGCAAUUACAUGAAGAGAUUCGCCAAGACUAUUGGCAAUGUCCUGCUGUCUUACGCAGACAUCAUAGCAAAGGACUUUCCAAAUCAUGUCAAGAAAGAGAAAGUGCCAUGUAUCAUCAUCAAUAACAUCCAGCAGCUCAGAGUGCAGUUGGAGAAGAUGUUUGAGGCCAUGGGAGGCAAAAAUCUCAAUGUGGAGGCUAGUGACUUCCUCAAGGAUCUGCAAAACAAACUCAACAACGUCAUGGAUGACCUCAGCCACAUCUUUGCAGUCAGUUUCCAGCCCCAGAUUGAGGACAAUGUGAGGCAGAUGGGGGACAUUCUAGCUCAAGUCAAAGGUCAGACUGUCCCAGCCAACGGCAGCGUAGUUCAGGAAGCUGACAACGUCCUGCAGCCCAUCAUGGACUUUCUGGAUAGCAACCUGUCGCUGUUUGCAAAGAUCUGUGAGAAGACGGUCUUGAAGAGAGUCCUGAAGGAACUGUGGAGGCUAGUGAUGAACACCAUGGAAAAAACAAUAGUGCUUCCAACACUUAGUGACCAGACGGGCACCCAGAUGAUCUUCAACGCUGCUAAGGAGCUGGGCCAGCUCUCCAAGCUCAAGGAGCACAUGGGCCGAGAGGAGGCCAAGGCGCUGACUCCUAAACAGUGUGCGGUAAUAGAGCUGGCACUGGACACUAUUAAGCAAUAUUUCCAUGCCGGUGGCGUGGGCCUGAAGAAAACGUUCUUGGAAAAGAGCCCGGACCUGCAGUCUCUGCGCUAUGCCUUGUCUCUGUACACACAGGCCACAGACAAACUCAUCAGGAAGUUUGUCCUCUCACAGAACACUCAAGUCCAUGGAGGGAAAGGGAUCAGGUACACGGCAAAUGAAGACACACCACCAGAGAAAGCACCUGGAGUGGAUGCAGUUGGUGAGGUGGUCAUGAAUGUGGAUAUCUUACCCCAGCCUAAUGGAGAACACAAGAUCAGUGUCAAAGUGGUGGCUGCUAAUGAUCUGAAAUGGAAGGCGCAGGGCUUCAGGCCCUUUGUGGAAGUCUACAUCAUCGGUCCUCACCUCAGCGACAAGAAGAGAAAAUUUGCCACCAAGUCCAAGAACAACAGCUGGUCACCCAAGUUCAACGAGAACUUCCAGUACUCACUGGGCACUGAGGUGGGUCCAGAGAGCUACGAGCUGCAGGUGUGUGUGAAGGACUACUGCUUCGCCAGAGAGGACCGUACUGUGGGCAUGGCUGUGCUGCAGGUAAAGGACAUAGCCAACAAGGGCAGUGUCACCUGCUGGCUGCCCCUGGGACGACGCAUCCACAUGGAUGAGACGGGCCUGACGGUACUGCGCAUCCUCUCUCAGCGUAACAACGACGACGUUGCAAAGGAGUUUGUGAAGCUCAAGUCGGACCAGCGCUCAGCUGAGGAGGGCCGCAGCUGAGGGAGGAGAACACCAGAGACAUGCCUAAUAGACAGAGUAUUAUGCACACAUAUACUGCUCACACCUACACAGAUAGACAACCAUGUGCAAUACAGAAGCACACACUUGAAAAUGCUCUCUUUUACUUAUAUCUGCGUACAUUAUGCAACAUUUACAUUGCAAUGUUAUCAAUGCAAACAUGGGGGGAAUAUGUCAGUGUAAAGUCAUGUUUCAUUUUAAAUAUUUCAACAGCCCAAUUCAGACUUCUCAGUUUAGGCAUAGCCUCACAUUAGCAAGCCGUUCAUCCAUUUCAGUCACCUUUUGUAUGUUGUUACAUUUAGAUGUGAUCUAAUGUAAUGCUGAACAACAAAACCAUGUGAAUAGUUUGAGAAUGACCACUUUGCACUUUUGCUUCAGCCUUCAGGAGAGCAGUCGUUGCCUAGCUAUGCUCUGUCUGUCCACCUGCCUAUCUGUCUGUAGUUCAGCAUCCCUGCUAUUUUUUCCUGCAUAGUCUUCCCACAAUGUGAUGUGUUCAGGCACAGAUCUAAGAUCAGCUUCCUUACGCCCAAAAAAGCAUAACACUGACCACAGAUCAGUGUCCAGGGGCAACAUCUGUGCUAGUCUGUUUUGUAAUGUACUAACAUCCUGCAUGUUGACCCCAGGAACACUGUGAUGCACUUGCUAUAACCAUGGCAACCAUUCCCCUCCUGAAUAAAAAAUGGGUGCCUCCAAUAUUUUACCAGUGUGAGCAUGGUGCAUAUAACCCUGGUACAGUAAGGUUUUAUGAAUAUGACCUGACUGACCUUCAACAGUGGAUCAGUGCUGACCUGAUAUGUGUCGAUAGGAGUAAAAGGUGCGGCCACAAUGUGCAUUUUUUAAAAAAACGUUUCUUGCUUCACACCACGACAAACGGAGCAAUACCACAGUGUCUAACACUUCUACACCCCUAGAGUGCACAUUAAUUCAGAAAAGGGCUACAGGAUCAUUGGACUGGGAUGUCAGUUUACGCACUAAUCCAUACUGUCCAUGCUCUGCCAUAGAACUUCCACCACACUGCGUUUCAGUAAGUCUUUCAAGUCUGUGGAGGAACUUGAAAUACAUCCACACGAAGCCCAGAAGGACACACUCGGGAGAACACUUUCCUCCUGGUUGCCUGCACACGUACCUAUAUCCCUCUCUUUAAGGCAAUAGUGGUUUGUUUGUAUGUUCAGUGAACCUUGAGGUUUUUAUGAGGAACAAGCUGUUUGUGAAUGCUGCUGUGUUUUUGUUAAUUUGUGUGUGCAUGUGUGUGUGAGCAUGUUUGUGGGCUGAUUGUCACACCUGCAAAAUGGGCUCUGAGAUUGUGAGCAAUAUCUUUUAACUACAUACCCAACAUGUAUACGCUGUCAGUGUAACUCCAGCAGCACUAACUGCAAUAUUCAGAUCCAAGGCGUGGCAAAUUUGUAAAGCACUAAGGUGUUUUAUUUAUGGACUCAUAAAAUCCCCAUUCCUGGUGGAAGUGUGUUCACCUUUUCUCACAUAUUAUUAAGAUAGAUGGAAAAUGUUUAGUCCUUUGACUAUUUGCCUUUAGUAGGACCAAAUUUACACAAACCAGAGCUCAUGUUUGUAUUUGUUUGGUUUUGCUUUCAAAUAAAGAAGCCAUCAGAGUCACCGCCAAGCAUUUAUGGUGUUAAGUAUUGUCAUGUGUGUUUACCUGUGAGCAGGAACCCACAGUCGUAGUCCAGCUCAUCUCAUAGUCUCUUUGUGAUGAUGACUUCAUGAUGUCAGUGACAGUGAAUAAAUGCUGUGGGGCAACAGCACAGCAGACAAAGCUGCUGACCUGUCACAUGUUGUCUUUUCUGAAUACUGGUGAAUGCUACCAAAAACAAAUCUUCUGAAUGUUAUUUAUCCUCAGCAAAGGCUUCUUUCUACCAUCAAAGGGAUGUGUAAAUCCAAAACCACGACUAGCUUGUGGAUGCCAACUAAUGCCUUUGAGUUAGGCCUCCAAAUUUCACUUUAAUAAAUGGUUCACACAUUCAGUCAUAUCUUUGAUUUAUGGGUGAACUAGCCUUUCAGAAGGAGCUUUCCACUCCAUCUCUGUGACAUACAGUGCAGUUACAAUGUUUGUAUGUGUUGUGUGUAAGCAAUCCCAGGGCUCAGGGUAAAACCUGACUCGUUAGGUUGUAGCUGAAAAAAAAAAUGGCAACGCAAAAUGACAUAAGUUCAGGCUUGCUGGUUGCCUGCUUCACUGUUUGCAUACAGACACCGCUGUACACACACGCGCACACACUGUUCUUUGCUCAAGCACAAAAAGGGCACAUAUAAAACGACAUGCAUGCAUGCACGCCAACGCAACUUUGUGGAGACAAAUGAUGCCCACCCUGUGAAUAGAACCGACUUACAAUUGCAUGAUGCAAAACUUUAUUGUGCCAGCACGCGUCUCUUUGAUGUUACUUGACUUUUUACUUUCUUUGCUUUUAUUUUCCGAAGCUAUGUACUGAUAACUCAUCAAUGUGUUUUUGCUUUUCAGAAAGGUUUGUGAAUACAUCUUCUGUAACCAGUACGAAUGUAGUGUGAACACAACUUGCAUCUGAGGAUUAUUUUCUACUAAGAAUGUUUCUAAUUUGUUUCUUAUCAUUAAUUGUUCUUUAUCGAGGAUGAAGUGGAACUGGAAUGCAGCCUGACUGUGAUCUGCUUCCUAUUAAAA